AGGAUCCACAAUGGAGACGUGAUAGCAAGGUGCCAAGCAACCUCCCUGGAAUGUUUCCCUUCAGACAAAGACAAGCUCAGUGCCUUAUUUUAUGGAUGUCCUUCAAGUAGACUUUGAAGACCUUUGGAAGCACAUCCCAGACUUGGCAUGGGAAACCACAGCAACAAUCAUACCUGUUUGACAGAUGAUUCCUUUAAGUACAACUUGUAUGGAGCUGUGUACAGUGUGGUCUUCAUCCUUGGGCUGAUUACUAACUGUGCCUCUCUCUUUGUCUUCUGCUUCCGGAUGAGAAUGCGCAGUGAAACUGCCAUUUUCAUGACCAACUUGGCUGUUUCAGAUCUUCUCUUUGUCUUCACUUUGCCCUUCAAAAUCUUCUAUAACUUCAACAGGCAUUGGCCUUUUGGCGACAGCCUCUGCAAGAUUUCUGGCACAGCAUUCCUCACCAACAUCUAUGGGAGCAUGUUGUUCCUCACCUGCAUUAGCGUUGAUCGCUUCCUUGCUAUUGUCUAUCCCUUCCGCUCUCGCACCAUCAGGACCAGGAGGAAUUCUGCCAUUGUCUGUGCUGGAGUUUGGAUCCUGGUCCUCAGUGGUGGGAUUUCAGCUUCACUGUUCUCCACAACCAACAUUUCCAACAGCAGCACCACCUGUUUCGAAGGGUUUUCCAAGAGGAUCUGGAAAACCUACCUGUCCAAGAUCACUAUAUUUAUUGAGGUGGUAGGAUUCAUCAUCCCUUUGCUUCUCAACCUCACGUGCUCCUCCUUGGUUCUCCGGACCCUGAGGAAACCUGCCACCCUGUCCCAGAUUGGGACAAACAAAGAGAAAGUACUCAAGAUGAUCAUUGUGCACGUGGCCAUCUUUGUUGUGUGCUUUGUGCCUUACAACUCCAUCCUCUUCCUCUAUGCACUGGUGAGGUCCCAAGCGAUAGCAAACUGCUCCUUGGAGAGGUUUGCCAGGACCAUGUAUCCCAUCACAUUGUGCAUUGCAACAAUGAACUGCUGCUUUGACCCUUUCAUCUACUACUUCACAUCAGAGUCUUUCCAGAAGUCUUUCAACAUUAAACCCCAGAUCAAAAUGGAUUCUCUCUUCAAGACUGAGACACCUCUGACAAAGACUGCGCUGCCAGCGCCGCAGGAGGAGACCAGUGACCAGGCAAUCACCAAUGGAGGAGAUCCCACAUCUGAGUCUCAUUUCUAG
Molecule: messenger RNA, 1194 nt
Organism: Acanthisitta chloris (rifleman)
Lineage: Eukaryota; Metazoa; Chordata; Aves; Passeriformes; Acanthisittidae
Gene: LPAR4
Product: lysophosphatidic acid receptor 4
Exons: 1
Coding region: 148-1194 (348 amino acids)
Biological process (GO): positive regulation of Rho protein signal transduction; phospholipase C-activating G protein-coupled receptor signaling pathway
Cellular component (GO): membrane
Molecular function (GO): lysophosphatidic acid receptor activity
Source: RefSeq, a predicted model, not a curated record